AUGAGUGAUGACAAACUGGAUCCACCUAGCCCUUAUAUUAAUGCAGACAGUAUUUCACAAACGUGUAUUCAGCAUUUGGAACCAUUUUGUAGCCGUUGUAUAGUUCACACUGUCGAGUCGGAUUUAUUGCCUAUAUCUGAGAUAUCCCAAUCACCUAGCCUAGAUUUGUUUGGAGAACCAAUAACAUCGAGUCCGUAUAAAGAUUCUCCACCUAUUGGUAGGAUAAAAAUAAAUACCCCAUCCUGUUCCUGGAAGAAUAGUGAAUCUUCUAAUUCCAUUCAGCAAAUUUGCCCUCAUACGGACAGCGGGUUUUCUAGUUGGACUGGAGUUGGCGAUUCAAAAACAAGAUCACCACCAAAUUUAGUUCCAUCUUGUUGUGCCUUGCCUCAUUCUGUUUACGCACCAUUGACAUCAUCCAACCGUGAUAGUGAUUUUAUGUUCAGUCAAUCUGGUGAAGAUCUUUUGUCUUGGGACCCAGAAAAUCUAAACGAGUCAGACGUUAAUUCCAGAAGUUUUGGUACUAACCCAGGUCCAUGUUUGAGUAACCUGCCAUGUGCUAACGAUUUGAAUGAAGAGCUUUCAGAUAGGAUGUUUGUAAGAAGCAUGGGUGAUAUGGUGAAAAAUCCACCUACUUGGUCGGCUCCAUGGCCUUGUUCAAAUACAUAUUCUUCUUGCGCAUAUACCAUGUAA
Molecule: messenger RNA, 690 nt
Organism: Heterobilharzia americana
Lineage: Eukaryota; Metazoa; Platyhelminthes; Trematoda; Strigeidida; Schistosomatidae
Source: the annotation of a GenBank genome assembly